Messenger RNA from Pygoscelis adeliae (Adelie penguin), 1373 nucleotides. It is a transcript of the gene APIP, whose product is annotated as APAF1 interacting protein. Bases 1 to 624 code for a protein of 207 amino acids. NCBI's taxonomy places the organism in Eukaryota, Metazoa, Chordata, Aves, Sphenisciformes, Spheniscidae. Gene Ontology annotation, cellular component: cytoplasm. The transcript has 7 exons. The record is from RefSeq and is a predicted model, not a curated record. Gene Ontology annotation, molecular function: methylthioribulose 1-phosphate dehydratase activity; metal ion binding.
AUGAAGGUUCACGGUGCUUUAAAAAUCUUAACUUCUUACGAGAAGUUACAUCCAAGAAAUCUUAUCCCGGAGCUUUGUAGACUGUUUUAUGGUUUAGGCUGGGUAACAGGAACUGGUGGAGGAAUCAGCUUGAAACAUGGGAAUGAAAUCUACAUUGCUCCUUCAGGAGUCCAAAAGGAAAGAAUACAGCCAGAAGAUAUGUUUGUUUGUGACAUGAACGAACAAGACAUCAGUGGUCCUCCACCACACAAGAAACUAAAGAAAAGCCAGUGCACACCUCUUUUUAUGAAUGCCUACACUAUGAGAGGGGCAGGCGCAGUAAUCCAUACUCAUUCCAAGGCUGCUGUUAUGGCUACCCUUCUUUACCCAGGGAGCGAGUUCAGUAUUACCCAUCAGGAGAUGAUAAAAGGAAUCCAGAAGUGUACUUCAGGAGGCUAUUACCGAUAUGAUGAUACACUAGUGGUUCCCAUUAUUGAGAAUACACCAGAAGAGAAGGAUCUCAAGGAAAGAAUGGCACAUGCUGUGGAAAAAUACCCGGACUCUUGUGCUGUAUUGGUCAGACGUCACGGAGUUUACGUAUGGGGAGAAACAUGGGAAAAAGCCAAAACGAUGUUUCUUACAUGACGAUGGGAGUUCCAGAUUCCACCUCACACUGUUAAAACCAGAAGGGGGAGCUGUUAUACUCGGCUGAUUGACAGAUGUCAGCAGUCAGUUUUGACUGUUAAACACAUCCAAGAAGAAAAGGAGACUUAAAAGAAAAAUGCUGAACAAUCAUUACCAUUUAUGAAUCCUGUCAACUGCUACAGUAUUGAAUGAAAAUACAGGAAUGAAAAUUCAGAUGCAAAAAAAGAUUUUGAAAAAAGCUAUGGAGAACUAAUGUGACAUUUUGUUUGCAUGCUUUAAAAAUUCCUAUUUCAACAACCUGCAUUUGUUGAUCCUGCUCUACUGCUACAUCAUUUAACUUGUUCUAGGUCUCCAUUUCUGAAAGUUAUAGUAGUCUUUAUUCUUGGGGAAAAAAAGUGAGGACAACCUCUUAAUUAGAAGUCAGGUAUAAAGUUUAAAGCAUUGUUUGAACUGUUGAUUCAUUCAUGCCGUGCUAAUAGGAUUUUUUUUAAAUUAAGCCUGUAGCAUAUGUAUUUUUAAAUUCUCUUAAUUGUCAUUAUAAUGAGUGGGAAACACAUAAUUUUAUAGCGUGCAUUUAGAAGUUGUUACUGAGAGACUGCUCUGGGUCUUGUCUGUUUUUUACUUCUUUAAAUUAAUUCACUUUCAAUAAGAUUUUGUUUACUACAACUUUAAAAUGGCUUUUUAUGACCUAUGAUUAGCCAGUCUAAGGUAGAUUUAAUCAAACUGCUCAUUAAAAUACAGUCUCACAU